ACCGGGCAAGAUCAACAUCGCUCCCGUUCAAUUUGGAACAAUAAUCCGGAAUCACUUAUUCCCAUCAGUCAUCGAGGGACAUGUCGAUUGCCCCGUUGGAAUGAUCGACUGCAGCCCUAUCUAGAGAGGACGGGAUUGCACAUGCUGAGGCACUUUAUGAGGCUUGAUAUUGACAAUGAUCUGCUGACGGCAAUGGCUGAGCGAUGGCGCCCCGAGCUGCAUACCUUCCACUUUCCCGAG
Linum tenue is the source of this 240-nucleotide messenger RNA. NCBI's taxonomy places the organism in Eukaryota, Viridiplantae, Streptophyta, Magnoliopsida, Malpighiales, Linaceae. The record is from the annotation of a GenBank genome assembly.